Messenger RNA from Selaginella moellendorffii, 1425 nucleotides. Its product is annotated as pentatricopeptide repeat-containing protein At2g41080-like. The record is from RefSeq and is a predicted model, not a curated record. Gene Ontology annotation, molecular function: protein binding; zinc ion binding; RNA binding. The coding region runs from base 137 to 1231 and encodes 364 amino acids. NCBI's taxonomy places the organism in Eukaryota, Viridiplantae, Streptophyta, Lycopodiopsida, Selaginellales, Selaginellaceae. The transcript has a single exon. Gene Ontology annotation, biological process: RNA modification.
CGCGAUCAUCCAGGGCUGCAACACGAACGGGCAAGCUGAACUUGCUCUGGAGUACUACUCUGCCCUGAGAGCUGAUAACACCAUUCAAGCUAAUGCUUGCACCUACACCUGCGUCCUUGUUGCUUGCGGGAGUGUGAUGGCGAUCAAGCUCGGGAGGGAGAUUCACCAGCUGGCGAAGCAUGAAGGGCUGCUGAAAAACAAUCCAGUUCUGGGCUCCAGCCUGGUGAGCUUCUACGGCAAAUGCGGCGAUGUUGAUUCUGCUCAGGAAGCGUUUGACGAGUGCCGAGCUCGGGACAACACGGGUCUCUGGAACUCUCUCAUACAGGCUUACACUCUCCAGGGCCGAUCGAUCGAGGCCUUGGAGCGUUUCUAUUCCAUGAUUCAGGAGGAGGGCUGUAAAGCUGACAAUGUGAGUUUUGUGUCGGUGUUGAACGCUUGCAGCCAUGGUGGUCUGGUCGGGAAAGGAAGGCAGCUUCUGGAUGAAAUGCCCAAGCAGUAUGGAGUCAAGCCACGUCUGGAGCAUUAUGUGUGCCUGAUCGAUAUGCUUGGGCGAGCUAACCUCCUCGACGAAGCUGUGAGAGUUCUCAGAGCCAUGCCUUUUGAACCGGAUGCAGUGGUUUGGACGUCCCUGCUCGGAGCCUGCCGGAAGUGGAAGAAUUACACGAUCGGCAAACUUGCGUUUGAGCGUCUUGUGGAGAUGGAUCCCAAGAGUGGCACGCCCUACGCAUUGAUGGCCAAUAUAUUUGGAAACCUGGGGAUGCUCAGUGAAAGGGCUGCUGUUGUGGAGAGAAUGAGAGGUGAAGGCGGCUUCAGGGAGCCCGGGAGAAGCUGGUGGACGGAUGUUAGCUCAGGAAAAGUGCAUUCUUUUUCUGUUGGGGAUAGGAGUCACUCACAGAGCGACGAGAUUGCGGCCAAGCUCAAGCAAUUGUUGCUUAAAAUGAAAGAGGAGGGGUAUGCGAGCGAUGUGAUCAACGUUCUAAAAGACAUACCCGAGGAAGAGAAAGAGGAUCACCUGUGCGGCCACAGUGAGAAGCUUGCGCUGGGGUGUGCUCUGGUGAACUCGCACCAGAAGGAGACCAUCAGAAUUGUGAAAAAUCUCCGAGUUUGUGACGAUUGCCAUGCGGCCACUGCUCUCAUCUCUAAGCUGGAAAAAAGGCUAAUCAUCUGCAAAGAUGCCAGUCGGGUUCAUGUGUUCCAGGAUGGCAGAUGUUCCUGUGACAACUACUUUUGAAAACAUGUCAUUGCUCUUUCUUGCAGUUAUCCCUGGUUUUAAACCCUCUGUGAGUCAAGCAGAAACAUGGGCCGCUGAGUGAUCAUACCGCCGUCAGCCUGAACUUCACGGAGAAAAAAUUAACAUUUAAAAGUUAAAACUAUGCAAAAGGAGGAUGACACGUUGUCUUAAAUUUAAAUUUCUUUUUGGUAGCA